Molecule: messenger RNA, 1704 nt
Organism: Drosophila virilis
Lineage: Eukaryota; Metazoa; Arthropoda; Insecta; Diptera; Drosophilidae
Biological process (GO): peptidyl-proline hydroxylation to 4-hydroxy-L-proline
Cellular component (GO): endoplasmic reticulum
Molecular function (GO): procollagen-proline 4-dioxygenase activity; L-ascorbic acid binding; iron ion binding
Source: RefSeq, a predicted model, not a curated record
GUUUGGCAUUCGAUUGGCUUCGAAGUGCUAACAAUGAAGUUCCCAUUCGCAGCUAUUAGUUUCUCAAUCUUGGUUUAUGGCACGCUUGCCAAUGGCCCGAAAAAUUACUCGACAGAGCUAUAUAGCAGCUCCAUUGUGGGUCUGUUAAAGCUGUUAGACAUUGAGGAUGAGUUUGUGGCUAAUCUGCAGGAAUAUGCAGAGGCCCUGGAGGAAAGGUUGGAAACGCUACAAAUCUUUUUAAAGACGCUAAAUCGUAAUGCUCUUCAGAGCACAAAAGAACAAGAAGAAUAUGUCUCAAAUCCGCUGAACGCAUUCGGACUUAUUCGUCGCAUACGUCAAGACUGGCGCGCAUUACAGGUCUUGAUGGAGGCCAAGGCAGGUGCAGCACAGCUGGCGGCUAUGACAGAGCUUUUGACCAAAGCGCCAACUGAGCAUGAUAUGGAAGAGUCGCUGGUGGGCAUAAAUCGCAUCGAGCUGACCUAUGACCUCAGUGCAAUUGACAUAGCAGAAGGACGCCUGCAGGGCAUACAAUUCAACCAUACGUUUUCCAUACGUGACUGUUUGGCCAUAGCUAAUCACAAUUAUGCCAACAAGAACUACGGCCGGGCUUUGAUCUGGUACCAUAUUGCAUUGAGGCGCGAUAACGAGCCGAAUUUUUUGGCCUACAAUAAAGUCUUGGGCAGGCCCCUAAUCGGUAUCCGUCGCAGAUUUGCCAGAGCGCGUCUAUUGCAAGGUAUGCCGUUUGUUGAGCCCACACUGAAUGAAACAGAAAUGCUGGAAAAAGUAAAUGGAAUAAUGAAGGCAACCAACUCAAGUCAAUUGGAUAACUUCGUAAAUGAACUUUUGGAGCAUGAAGACAUGGACAUUUUGGGGGUAAACCUACUAAAACCGAAGCCGACAGCCCAUUAUUUGGGCUGUCGUGGCCUUUUUCCCAAGCCCAAAAGUCUGAGUUGUCGCUACAACUCGACAACGACACCGUUCCUGCGACUAGCGCCACUCAAAUUGGAGGAGAUCAGCCACGAUCCAUAUAUAGUCAUGUAUCAUAAUGUGCUCUCCGAUAGCGAGAUCGAGGAGAUGAAGCAGCUAAGUGUGCUCAUGGAAAAUGGCCUAUCGGCUACCAAUAAGCCGAAUAAUACAGAGCCGCUCGACAUCGUAGCACGUGCUGGCUGGCUGGUGGAGGCGACACCGUUUCUGGAGCGCAUCAAUCGACGCAUCACAGACAUGACGGGCUUCGAUGUGCUAGAUAUGUGGGCAGUACUGUUGGCUAACUACGGCAUAGGCAACUACUUCAAGCCCCACUACGACUACAUGUACGGUGGGCGUGUGUCUGGUGAGGCCGUUGCCGAGCUGGGCGAACGUAUAGCCACUCUGAUAUUCUAUGCGAGCGAUGUCGCCCAAGGUGGGGCCACCAAUUUUCCCGACAUUCAAGUUGCAGUUCAGCCCCAAAAGGGCAACAGCCUGUUUUGGUAUAAUAUGUUUGAUGACGGCACACCCGAUCCACGUUCACUGCAUUCGGUAUGCCCUACUAUUGUGGGUUCCAGAUGGACGCUCACCAAGUGGUUGCACAUGUGGCCCCAGAUGUUUAUCAAGCCCUGCUACGAAAGGCCAUCGAAAUAAGACUCGAAAAUAAUUUAAAUGAUUUAAUUUUCAGUGAUUCUUUAAUCCGUUAAAAUUUGUAUACAUUUCUGCUAACGUUCUUAUGAU